Molecule: messenger RNA, 707 nt
Organism: Thamnophis sirtalis
Lineage: Eukaryota; Metazoa; Chordata; Lepidosauria; Squamata; Natricidae
Source: RefSeq, a predicted model, not a curated record
AUUACUGUUCGGCAUCUCCUCCGGCCCCCUGCCAGAAGGGGCUUUGCUGGAGAGCCCUGGGAACGAGGGCCUGACCGACUGGGAGCUGGACCGCCUGCUGUGGAGCCGGACGGUGGAGAACGUGGCCACGGUCUCCACCACGCUGACCUCGCUGGCCCAACUGCUGGACAAGAUCAGCAACAUCGUCAUCAAGGACGCCGUGGCCUCGGAGGUCUACCACGCCGUGGAGUCUGCCCGGCAGGCGAUGGCGGAGCUGCACCUGGGUCACCUGGACUCGGCCUUCCAGGCCAGCAAGGCAGCGGCCACUUCGUCCGAGCGGGCCUUCUUCGACCCCUCCCUCCUCCACCUGCUCUACUUUCCCGACGACCAGAAGUUUGCCAUCUACAUCCCGCUGUUCCUCCCCAUGGCUGUCCCCAUCUUGCUCUCGCUGACGAAGAUGGUUUGGGAGAGGAAGCAGCGGCAGAAGGAGCCCACCAAGAUGGACUGAGGGGGGUUCUGCGGGCACCCAGGUGGCUGGAGGACUCUUGGCUGGGCAUCUGCCCUCAGGCUGGUGGGUCCGGCCAGCCUGGCGGACUCCCCGUUGAGGAGAGGAGCGGACGUUUCCACUCGGCUCCCUCUUUAAAAGAGCCCGUCCCUUCCGCUGCGAACGAGCCCAAAAGGACUGCCCUAUUGCUGGCCAGGCUGGGUAGAGAGAGAACUCCGGCUCA